AUGCUACGUAGAAAAAGUGGUACUUCGGGGACACCACCUACGAGUCAAUUCAAAAACCCCGAUUCCAACUCGAAGAAUGGAGUUAGCAGAUCAAAUUCUCAAUGGAAAUUGUUGGAUAGAUUCAAACCUCAGAACCCUCCCCUUAAGUCAUCUUCUACUAGUCAGAUAUCAGAGGAAAAUAGUAGCAGCAUCAAAAAAGGGUCACAUCAAGGACUGCUGCAUAAAGGGGAAGUAUGCAUCAAGAACUGCAAGUGUUGUGGAACAGUUGUAUCAUAUUCGGGCGGGAAACAUAAAUUUCGUUGUUCUGUUUGUAAUACCACUAAUGUUAUCAUAAAUGAACCAAGAUGUCAACCAGAUCCGAGCACAUAUCCUCACGUAUUAUCGUUCAGAAGGGUGAAGAAAAUGCUUGAUAUAUGUGUGCAUGAUGCAGACGAGGCAUGUAGACAAGGCAAUUCUAAGUCGACACAUGAAAUAUUUGAACCUCUUUCUAGUUACCUAUUUCUGGCCUUCAAGUCAUAUCCAUGCUUGAAUAAUUCCUUUAAAGUCAAAAAAUCCAGUAAGAAAAUCCACUACUCAACUGCAAAUUUGAACAUGGAAGACAUUAGGUCAAUGUUCAUACUUUUGACUCAUUUGCCUACCAAGAGGCCAUUGUAUAGUGCAUUGAGCGGGGCGUGUGAGUUGUUGAAACGGGUGGAAGUGUAUCAGGAUGAUGAUGCUAGGAAUUUGCUUUGGCUAUUGAUUCUUUUGGAAAUUCCAUUUCUUUCGAAUGCAUUGGUGAAUUACGAAAAAGGUACUUCCACCAAGAUUACCUCAAUGAUAGACGUACCUGAGAUUAAGACCCUAUGUUAUGAUAUUUUGAAAAGGGUGUUUGGGAUUAUGGCGCAAUUCAAUUCUACGUCGCAGAAUAACUAUAUAGCCAGUUGGUUUUCAAAACUCAACAAACGGGAAUUUCUGUCUAAGGUUGAUCUCAUAAAUCUAUAUAUAACAUUCCAUCUUAAGAAAUAUUUUCAUAUUGCUAAUAACCCACAUUUGUCUAGAAGAAAAAGUCUGAGCUCGUCUUCUCGACCUCAUGAACAUCCUACUGAUUACGAAUACUUGGACAAUAUCGAAUUGAAAAACGAACUUGAAGAAAUACCCCCCUCAGAUUUCCGACCUCCUAGUCAUCUUCAUCCAUCGGUGAACCAAAUACCAAGUAGGUCAAUUUUAUCUAGAUCGAAAUCUAGGAAGGAAUCGGUUGUGAAAAUAAAAAUACAUCAAUAUGCCAAUGAUUGGCAUUUGAAGACUGCUGCAAUAUUCCUUUCAACUUUCAUAAGGGCGAAUUAUAUACGCGAUGAUAGCGAAAGGUUACUGGUUAGUAUAUUUUACAAUUCAUUGCUUGAUUUUGCUAAUAUUAAACUAGACUUUGAUUCGUGGCAGAGUAACAAAAAAUCUAACGUUAAGCCGCCAAAUGAUCUUCAAGAACCGGAGCUACAAACUGUAAUUGACUAUAUCCAUGGUCAUAAUAAUUCGUUCAAAUUUAACGAAUCAUCUUCGUAUUUUUUUUGCCAAUACCCGUUUUUGAUAUCGUUAGGAAGUAAAAUAUCCAUAUUGGAAUAUGAGGCUAGAAGACAAAUGGAAAGAAAAGCAGAGGAAGCAUUUAUAAACUCUCUUGACAAGAGGAUUGCAAUUGAUGUCUAUUUCAAAGUUAGGGUCCGCCGGGAAUACAUCGUUCAGGAUUCACUUAGAUGCAUUAAAAUGAAUCCUACCAAUCUAAAGAAAAGUUUAAGAGUACAGUUCAUUGACGAACCAGGAGUCGAUGCAGGCGGAAUCAAGAAGGAGUGGUUUUUAUUGUUAACCAGAGAGUUAUUCAGUCCCCAGGCGGGAAUAUUUGUAAAUAUCGAAGACUCCAAUCUCUUGUGGUUUAACGUUGUGCCUAUUGAGAACUAUGAGAUGUACUAUUUAUUUGGAGCUAUUUUGGGCUUAGCAAUUUACAAUUCUACCAUAUUAAAUCUAAAAUUCCCUACUGCCCUAUAUAAGCUACUUCUAGGCAAGCCGGUGGACCUCAGCGAUUACCAGAAACUAUACCCUGUAUCUGCUUCAAACUUGUUAAAACUUAGGGAGUACAGUAACGAGGAAUUGAUGACCAUGGAACUAACGUUUGAAGUUUCAUACACCGAUUUUCUCGGCAAGGUUCACACCAAGCAAUUGAUACCCAAAGGCACAAAUACUAUAGUCACGGUCGAAAACAGAGAGAAGUAUAUCGAGAAGUACGCCAAAUUCUUCAUGUAUGACGGCAUAACCAACCAAGUGAAUUUCUUUGUCAAAGGCUUCUCCAAUGUCAUCGGUGGAAAUGCCUUGUCGCUCUUCCUGCCCCAAGAAAUCGAAUUAUUGCUUUGCGGUAGCGACGAGGAAAAAAUUGAUGUCGCCAUCCUCAGAUCCAUAACUAAAUACUCCGGCUGGAAGGACAACGACCACGCCACAAACUCGUCCCCAGUCAAAUGGUUCUGGGAAUACAUGGACAAUCUAUCCUACAAACAACACAAAAAGGUCUUGGCCUUCGUUACCGGUUCCGACAGAGUGCCAGCAACUGGUAUACAGAAUUUGAAUUUCAGGAUAAGCAGACUAGCAAACGGCAAUGACAGUAACAGAUUGCCAGUUGCUCACACUUGCUUCAAUGAACUCGCAUUGUAUGAGUACUCAUCCAGAGAAAAAAUGUUGUCCAAAUUGACGACAGCUGUGAACGAGAGUUCGGGCUUUGGUAUUAAAUAA
Debaryomyces hansenii CBS767 is the source of this 2748-nucleotide messenger RNA. Its product is annotated as putative E3 ubiquitin-protein ligase. The record is from RefSeq and is a predicted model, not a curated record. Gene Ontology annotation, molecular function: ubiquitin protein ligase activity. The transcript has a single exon. Gene Ontology annotation, biological process: protein polyubiquitination. NCBI's taxonomy places the organism in Eukaryota, Fungi, Ascomycota, Pichiomycetes, Serinales, Debaryomycetaceae. The coding region runs from base 1 to 2748 and encodes 915 amino acids.